Molecule: messenger RNA, 2528 nt
Organism: Agelaius phoeniceus (red-winged blackbird)
Lineage: Eukaryota; Metazoa; Chordata; Aves; Passeriformes; Icteridae
Gene: PSMG1
Product: proteasome assembly chaperone 1
Biological process (GO): proteasome core complex assembly
Cellular component (GO): endoplasmic reticulum
Molecular function (GO): proteasome binding
Source: RefSeq, a predicted model, not a curated record
GCGGGCGGCGGCCAUGGCGACCUUCUUCGGAGAGGUGGUGGUGGCCCCGUCCCGGGCCGGCCUGGACGAGGAGGAGGAGGCGCGGGAGGAGACGCCCGAGGACCGGGAGAUCCGCAGGGAGAUCGAGAAGAAAAGGGAGAUCCAAGUGCUGUGGAGCUGCGCCGAGGAGUCCCUGGUGUGCUCCAGGUUCAUCGUGGCCAUCGGGAGGAACGCUGCGGCUUUCCUGUCAUCUUUUAUCCUGGAUUCUGUGUGCUGGGAAGUGAUUGGAGUUGUGAAGCUGUGGAAUGAGUGGUGCAGAACAUCCAGCAGCACAAAUGUCCUCCCCACAGACUCUUUCUGUUUGUUCUACAGAUUGAUAUCAGACCCCACAGUUUUAUUGUGCCAGUGUAGUUGCUAUGUGGCUGAGGAUCAACAGUUCCAGUGGCUUGAGAAGGUUUUUGGCUCUAUGCAGAAGAAAGGCUUGCAAGUCACCAUCCUUUCCACAUGUCCUGUAGCUGAUUAUAAAACUCAGGAAUCCACUCUGACACUUGUAUCUCCAUUCCUGAAAGCCUUGAAGACCAAAGAAUUCCAGGAGCAGGUCUGCUGCCCACUGCUGGAGCAGCCCAACAUUGUGAGGGACCUUCCUGCUGCUGUCCUGAGUUACUGCCAGGUGUGGGGGAUCCCUGCCGUGCUGUACCAGUGCUACACUGAUGUCAUCAAGCUGGACACAGUCACCAUUGAAGCCUUCAAACCUCUGCUCUCUUCCAAACUCCUGAAGAGUUUAGCCAAGGAUGCCUCUGAAAGCACAAAGAUUUUGAAGAAGUUCCUGACAAGCAGUGAAACCCACAAUAACAUCUACAUCUGACAAGGACAGUUGUGCUGCACUUUUGUAAACUCCAGUUUCUUCUCUAGAGGACUCCUGGGAUUUUAUUUUAUUUUCCUUUAAAAGUAGAAUAAAUUCUGGUAGAUUUUUACUUUCCCACUCAUUUUUGUUGUUUUUAACUUCAUCACUGAACACCCUUCUGCAUGGCUUGGAAGAUUCUUCUGGAAUGAUUUUAGGAAAGAUUUUGGAUAUGAAAAACAACUCCUUUUUCUUCUUCUGAAGGGAUUGUCCUACCUAAAAGUAUUCCUUUUAUAUUUCAAAGAGGAAAAUGCAGAUAAGGAAUUCUGUUUGUAUCUAACAAGACCUCUCCCUUUUUUACUUUCUUUUGAGAUCUGAAGGUUUUUCUAGCAUUUGAUGCUCUUCAAAGAUUUGUCUGUGAUCAAGAAAAUGCACUCUCUGUCCUUUCCCAUCCACAGAGAAUUUUGCUUGUGUUUAUUUAUGGCUCCACACGCCCUUUGUAGUGUAUAUAUUGAUACAAAAUGCAGUAAUUAAAGUGUGGUAAAUGCCUUUAAAACUUGCUGGUGAAAAAUAACCUCUCCUGGUCAAAGGGGCUGGCAGGAGCACAGGCUCCUGCAGCUGGAUUUGCCAGGGCAAAAUGAUUUAAUUCACUUUAAACCACCAAAAUUUGGGCAAUGGUAGGAAGAAUAAAAGAUCUCUUAGGCAGAGAAUGUGAUUUUUAGAGGAAAGUAAAAGGUUUUAAAGUGUCUCAGAAAAUACUCUGGAAGCUGGUAACAAUUUCAGCAGUUUAUUUCAAGUAUUAACUAGGGUUGAGGUGCAGUUCUGAGUUGUCCUCUGUUUAAUUUAACAUUUUGUUUAAGAAAACGGUGUUAAAGUUUUAAUUUGUAAUUCUGUUCUCUGCUGGGUGCAGCUUUGAUUUACACUGGAUGCUCAGUGGGUAUUUCUGAGCAGUGUUUGCCUUCUCAGAACUGUCACAGAUUUAAAUUUCAGUUCAGGUAAUUACAGAUAAGCACAUCUUGCCUAAAGCGGUGCUGGAUUUUGGAACAAAUUCUGAAGCUUUGUUGGGGUUUUCCCCCCAUUUCUGUCCAUCUUUUUCAUUCAUAAAUUGGUUUUAUGUGUGAUCUGAGCUGAGAAUUCUGUUCUUUUGAAAAUUGGCUGCAGCAUUUUCUUUCUUCUUUCUUUUUCGUGUUUGGUUCAUAAUAAAUAAAGCAGAUAACAAGAAAUAUCUUAAAUAGUAAAUUAUGCAGAGACCCUUAGAGGAAUUGUGAAUGUAUUUCUGGUGUUGGUGUGGUCACCCAGGCAGUUUGAAAUGUUUCAAAACAGUUACUACAUUAUAUUUAAUGCAGUUUUUACUACCUGUCUUUAUGCUGGGGUGUGAGAAUGCUCCUAAACACCUUGAAUAAAAGUGGCAAACAAAACCAUGGCAGCUUGGGAGAUGAAAUCAGACUGAAACCUGGAGUUCUGGCAGAAUUCCUCAAAAUGGAAAACCUGAAAGCUCUCCAUAGCAGGAAAUGUUUGGGUAGGAUGUAGUGGGGAGGUGCUGUGGGGCAGUGAAAUGAGAGAUUUUAAUUUAAAACUCUGCCUUUUCCCAUAAUUUGCUGUAGGAAGCAGCUCCUAUUCACCCCUUAAAUAUUCUGUAAGCCUCAGAACUAAUGAUGAACUGUCUUUCAUCAGAUGUGAGUGUUGACUGAAGAUUUUUUUUUCCAUA